Molecule: messenger RNA, 2253 nt
Organism: Trichoderma gamsii
Lineage: Eukaryota; Fungi; Ascomycota; Sordariomycetes; Hypocreales; Hypocreaceae
Exons: 5
Coding region: 1-2253 (750 amino acids)
Biological process (GO): carbohydrate metabolic process
Molecular function (GO): aldehyde-lyase activity
Source: RefSeq, a predicted model, not a curated record
AUGAUUUGUGCUCACUCAGAGAAUUCCAACGGGCGGCAUGCUACAUUGCUAGUGUCUCAAGGCCAUUGGGGCACAUGUCCCGGGCUGAUACUCAUCUGGUCGCACCUGAAUCUUCUCAUUCGCGACAGUUCUGUGGAUAUGCUAUUCGUUAUCGGACCCGGUCAUGGAGCUCCCGCAGCUUUGGCUUGCCUGUGGCUUGAAGGGUCGCUGCAACGCUUCUAUCCAGACAAAUACCAACUGAAUAAAGAAGGACUGCGCAAUCUCAUCACAAAGUUUUCUGUUCCUGGAGGGUUUCCUAGCCACAUCAACUCAGAGACUCCAGGCUGCAUCCAUGAGGGCGGCGAACUCGGCUAUGCACUCUCAGUCUCUUUUGGUGCCGUGAUGGAUCAUCCGGAUCUAAUAGUUACAUGCGUUGUGGGAGACGGCGAGGCCGAGACUGGCCCUACAGCAGCAGCAUGGCAUGCUAUCAAAUAUCUCGAUCCAGCGGAAUCUGGCGCAGUCAUACCUAUUCUUCACGUCAAUGGCUUCAAAAUCAGCGAGCGUACCAUCUUCGGCUGCAUGGACGACAAAGAGUUGACUCUGCUGUUUUCUGGCUAUGGCUACCAAGUGUGCAUCGUAGAAACAUUGGAUGAUAUCGAUGCCGAGCUGCACUCUGCGCUGUUUUGGGCUUUGGCCGAGAUCAAGAAAAUCCAGGGUGCAGCACGAUCAGGUCAUCCUGUCGGCAAGCCUCGGUGGCCGAUGAUUAUUCUCCGGACUCCAAAGGGAUGGACGGGCCCUCGGGUGGUUGACGGCCAGAUGAUUGAAGGCUCAUUUCAUGCUCAUCAGGUCCCGUUGACAAAAGCCAACGAGUCUGAGGAGCACCUUCACAUUUUGCAGGACUGGUUGAAGAGUUACGAUGUACACAAGGUAUUACCAGAUGGAAAGCCGUCUCACGAUGUUCUGGACAACAUACCACCGGAGGACGACAAGAAACUGGGCCAAGUCAAACUUGCAUAUGAUUGUUAUCUCGGCCUAGAUAUGCCAGACUGGAAGCCACACACAGCCAACAAAUCUGAACAAGCUAGCAGCAUGCAGCAGUCAGGAAAGUUUCUCUACGACGUUGCAAAGAAGAACCCAAAGACCUUUCGCAUAUUCUCGCCUGAUGAGCUGGAGAGCAACAAACUCGGCGCCGUAUUGGACCAAUCCGGUCGAAAUUUCCAGUGGGAUCAAUACUCUCGCGCCUCAGGCGGCCGCGUGAUCGAGAUAUUGUCAGAACAUUGCUGUCAAGGUUUUCUGCAAGGAUACACCUUGACGGGAAGAACUGCCGUUUUCCCCAGCUAUGAGUCGUUUUUGGGGAUAAUUCACACCAUGAUGAUUCAAUACGCCAAGUUCUCAAAGAUAGGCCGCAAGCUGUCGUGGCGAGGCGACCUCAGCUCCAUCAACUACAUCGAAACAAGUACAUGGGCGCGUCAAGAGCACAAUGGCUUUUCCCAUCAGAAUCCGUCAUUUAUCGGCGCGGUGUUGAACUUGAAGGCUGACACAGCCAGAGUUUAUUUGCCUCCUGAUGCGAAUUGCUUUCUUAGCACUCUGGAUCACUGCCUCAGGUCUAAAAACUAUGUCAACUUGAUGAUUGGCUCCAAACAGCCCAUGCCAGUGUACCUCUCUGCUGAAGAUGCAAUCCAGCACUGCAAAAACGGCAUCUCGGUAUGGAGGUUUGCGAGUACGUACAAUGGCGAGGACCCGGACGUGAUCCUCGUCGGAAUUGGCGUCGAAGUGACGUUUGAGGUCAUCAAGGCCGCAGAGCUUUUGUCCAAGCUUGUGCCAGAGCUACGCGUUCGAGUCAUCAACAUUACCGAUUUGCUAGUCUUGCCGGAUGAAUCUCAUCACCCUCACGCUUUAAAUGCAAAGGACUUUGAAGCCAUGUUCACAUUGGACAAGCCCGUGUGUUUCAAUUAUCACAGCUAUGCGACAGAACUGCAGGGGCUUCUCUUUGGACGUCCGGCGUUGCAUCGCAUGACGGUGGAAGGCUACAAGGAAGAAGGCAGUACGACAACGCCGUUUGAUAUGAUGCUGGUUAAUGGCGUUAGCCGCUUCCAUGUUGCUUUGAGAGCUCUUAAAGCUUCGGCUCAGCACAAUGACGGCAUUCGGGACAAGUUGAGAACGUUGCAAGACAAGAUCAACGAGGACAUGACGAGCGUCAAAGAUUAUAUCACAGAACAUGGAAAAGAUCCGGAUGAUGUUUAUGAGCUGAAAUUUAUCAAACACAACACUUAG